Messenger RNA from Delphinapterus leucas (beluga whale), 6205 nucleotides. It is a transcript of the gene NADSYN1, whose product is annotated as NAD synthetase 1. Lineage: Eukaryota; Metazoa; Chordata; Mammalia; Artiodactyla; Monodontidae. Gene Ontology annotation, cellular component: cytoplasm. Gene Ontology annotation, molecular function: NAD+ synthase (glutamine-hydrolyzing) activity; ATP binding; glutaminase activity. Gene Ontology annotation, biological process: NAD+ biosynthetic process. The record is from RefSeq and is a predicted model, not a curated record.
GUAGUUCUAUUUGUAGUUUUUUAAGGAACCUCCAUACUGUUCUCCAUAGUGGCUGUAUCAAUUCCCAUUCCCACCUCUGGCCACUUUAUUAAAUGUCCUAGUCAUCAUGGUUUUUUCUUUUUUGUUUUUCCUGUUGUCUUUUGUGUGUUUUCUUUUUUCCACUUUCCUCUGCUGGCCUUGAACUUAUAAUCCGAUUAUAAUUUUUCUGCUUUUUGUCCUCAAAGUGCUAACAAUCAUAUUUAAAGAUAUUUUUCUUUGGAAAUCCAGCAUUUAUCUGGAUCUGUAAGCACCACUGAAGAAAACAACCGUCAUACCAUGAUGUCAUUGAUAUUCUCCGUCUGAAAUUGUCUUUACAAAUUAUCCUCCAGGAAAAAGGUGCUGAGCCUCCUUCCUGCCCUGUUUCUGAAGGCCCAUCAUGCACCGAAACGUCCGCUACAACUGCAGGGUGAUGUUUCUGAACAGGAAGAUCCUGCUCAUCAGACCCAAAGUGGCCUUGGCCAAUGAAGGCAACUACCGAGAGCUGCGCUGGUUUACCCCGUGGUCCCGGAGUCGGCAAACAGAGGAAUAUUUUCUCCCCCGGAUGAUACAGGACCUGACAAAGCAGGAAACCGUGCCCUUUGGGGAUGCUGUCCUCUCCACCCGGGACACGUGCAUCGGGAGUGAGGUCUGCGAGGAACUCUGGACACCCCACAGCCCACACGUGGACAUGGGCCUGGACGGCGUGGAGAUCUUCACCAAUGCCUCAGGCAGCCACCACGUGCUGCGCAAAGCCCACGCCAGGGUGGACCUGGUGACCAUGGCCACCACCAAGAACGGCGGGAUUUACUUGCUGGCCAAUCAGAAGGGCUGUGACGGGGACCGGCUGUACUACGAUGGCUGUGCCCUGAUAGCCAUGAACGGCAGCAUCUUUGCCCAGGGGUCCCAGUUCUCUCUGGACGACGUGGAAGUCCUCACCGCCACGUUGGAUUUGGAGGACGUCAGAAGCUACAGGGCAGAGAUUUCGUCUCGAAACCUGGCGGCCAGCAGGGUGAGCCCCUACCCCCGCGUGAAGGUGGACUUCGCCCUGUCCUGCCACGAGGACCUGCUGGAGCCGCUCUCUGAGCCCGUUGAGUGGAAAUACCACAGUCCCGCCGAGGAGAUCAGCCUCGGACCUGCAUGCUGGCUCUGGGAUUUUUUAAGACGUAGCCAACAGGCGGGGUUCUUCCUGCCCCUGAGCGGCGGGGUGGACAGCGGGGCCACCGCCUGUCUCGUCUACUCCAUGUGCCACCAGGUCUGCGAGGCUGUGAAGCACGGAAGUCAGGAGGUGCUGGCCGACGUCCGGACCAUUGUGAACCAGACCAGCUACACCCCCCAGGACCCCCGGGAGCUCUGCGGCCGCAUCCUGACCACCUGCUACAUGGCCAGUGAGAACUCCUCCCGGGAGACGUGCAACAGAGCCAGAGAUCUCGCCCAGCAGAUCGGAAGCCACCACAUCGGUCUCAACAUCGACCCAGCCGUGAAGGCCGUCCUGGGCAUCUUCAGCCUGGUGACGGGUAAAAGCCCUGCGUUUGCAGCUCACGGAGGAAGCAGCCGGGAGAGCCUGGCCCUGCAGAACGUACAGGCGCGGGUGAGGAUGGUCAUUGCCUACCUCUUCGCUCAGCUGAGCCUCUGGUCCCGGGGCGCCCCAGGCAGACUUCUCGUGCUUGGAUCUGCCAACGUGGAUGAGAGCCUCCUCGGCUACCUGACCAAGUACGACUGCUCCAGCGCAGACAUCAACCCCAUAGGCGGGAUCAGCAAGACGGACCUGAGAGCCUUCGUCCAGCUCUGCAUGGAGCGCUUCCAGCUUCCCGCCCUGCAGAGCAUCCUGGUAGCGCCGGCCACUGCCGAGCUGGAGCCCUUGGCCCACGGACGGGUGUCCCAGACUGACGAGGAAGACAUGGGAGUGACCUACGCGGAGCUGUCGGUCUACGGGAGGCUCCGGAAGAUCGCCAAGAUGGGGCCCUACAGCAUGUUCUGCAAACUCCUCUAUGUGUGGAAGGACGUCUGCACCCCCAGACAGGUGGCCGACAAAGUGAAGCGGUUUUUCUCGAAGUAUUCCACGAACAGACACAAAAUGACCACACUGACCCCCGCGUAUCACGCCGAGAGCUACAGCCCAGACGACAACAGGUUCGACCUGCGGCCGUUUCUCUACAACACCCGCUGGCCUUGGCAGUUCCGCUGCAUAGAAACUCAGCCAUUCAUAGGUGGGCCUGGUCAGGAUGUUUCCCGUGAGCUAAACAAAGGAAGUAUCCCUUUAGUGACGAACUAGCGCAGCGGCCGGAGCUAGCCGGUGGGGAGUGGGGAGCAACCAUGAGGAGAUGAUGUGCAAACUGAGAUGGGACGCAAGCAGCGCUGCACGUCCGUGGCCGUGGCCCUCAUCCAGGGGUCGUCAGGCAAUGUCCGGAGACAUUUUUGGUUAUCAUCCCUGGGGAGGGGUCUGUGCUACUGCAUCUAAUGGGCGGAGUCCAGGGAUGCCGCUAAAACACCCCGUAGUGCGCAGCCCAGCCUUCUCCCCCCGCCAAGUAUUAGUCAGCCGUGGGGCCUCGCUUCCACCAGUACGCACUCAGGAGUGGGUUCCCUCACAUCAGGCCUGGGGUUCAGAGGGUGUGCAAAGACCCUCAAAUGGAGAAAAACACACGUGGGUAAAGAUGGAACUCACCUGGAAUCUUCUAGCCCAGCAGUGACCCCCGUGCCCGGGCCAAGGCACAUCCUUCCGGACUCUGGAUCCACCCACGUCUCAUCACUGAAGAUGCUGUCGGAGGACCUGCUUUUUCAGUCCCGUGACCGCAACCCUCUUUCGGGUGAAUCGGUGCAUUGUGACGGCCUAGCCGUUCAGGUCCUCGUGGUGAUGCUGCAUCUUCUCUUCUAGGUUCUCCAGCUGGAGAGGAGACAGCAUCAAGACCUGGACGGCGUGGACUGAGCCCGGGUCCUGCGCAGAGGGCUCCCCUCCCGCUAGGAUGCUCGUGCUACGUCUGCCUUGCUGGUGACUGUGCAGGAGUGGCUGGUGUGUCGACAAGCCCCAUCUGACAUAUUUCAAGGAGAGGGAUCUUUUCGGUCUAGUUUCUUUAAAAAAAAAAGGCUGAAAUACAAGAGGAUGCGAUUUUAAACCCUCUUCUUCUUUUUUUUUUUUAAAUUAAUUUUUAUUGGCGUAUAGUUGAUUUACAAUGUUCUGUUAGUUUCUGCUGUAUGGCAAAGUGAAUCAGCCAUACGCAUACAUAUAUCCGCUCUCUUUUAGAUUCUUUUCCCAUAGAGGGCAUUACAGAGUCUGAGUAGCGUUCCCUGCGCUGUACAGCAGGUACUGGGAUGGACAUACCCAGACUACUAUAUAUAAACCCUCUUCUUGAAGCGAGCGCUUUCCCCAGCCCCUCUGGCCCUUGUGCAGCAUCUCCUCUGAGUGUCACCUGAGCUGAAGGAGGAUUUUCCAGGUGGGGAUGGAGGAGGCCCUGGGGGGUGGAGGGUGGUUCUAGAACGACCAUCCCCACCCGUCACCCACCCUUGCAAUCUCUGUAGUUUUGCAAAGCAGCCCUUUCUCCUUUUCUGCCUCUGUCCUUGUGUAUGAUUCUUCUCACUAUAAACUGGCCCAUUUCCCAGAUUUCUCUUUCCUGGUCACCAUCAUUGUCAUUCCGAGGACCUAAACCUGCAGGUAGAUUUGCCUCCAUCCUUUGCCACCAAGGAAGGCUUCAAAUGCUCUCGGGGCAGUCUGCACGGUCACCAUCCCUGCCCCCCCCCCAUGUGCUGCCCUAAGGAAAGACCCCCCUGGGGGGCCAGCUGCCUGCCCCCCCACGUGCUGCCCUAAGGAAAGACCCCCCUGGGGGGCCGGCUGCCUGCCAUCCUUGCCAGCCUUCUCCUCCCAUUUCGGUCUCACCAUUCUGGGUCAGCACCCAGGUUAAGUGGGACGAUGCCAGUGUGGGCGGGAGGAGAGAGCUGGGCUCCGGUUGCGGGCCUUGCGGAAGGUCCAGCCUUGGGCCCAAGCAACACAGCUCAGCCCCCAUUCUGCUGGAACACCAGGAAUUCCUAAGAAUCCCCAGGAAUAUUUACAAACUGCAUCAGCUUGGACUUUCUGCGUGUGUGUUACCAAAAGCCUUACCCAAGAAAAGAACCUGGUGAACAAGGAAAGGAAUUUAUUGAUGGACAUGUUGAGCGGUCUGGGGGAGUGACGGCUUCAGGCCUGGCUGGACCCAGGGUUUGUGCCAUGUCGUUGGAACUUGUUUCUCUCUUCCCCUGACCCUGUCUCUGUGCGCUGGCUUCCUCUUGUGACUGCAGUCUUGCCAACUCCCAAGUUCAGAUCCAGCAGGAGAUUAGCACAUGUGCCUUCCCCGUUUCUUCAGUACAGGCCCUGGAUUAACUCAGUUGGGUCAUAUGCCCAUUUCUGAACCAGUUAGCUACUGCCCCGAGGUCCUCCAAAGAGGACCACGGGGUGUUAUCAGAAUUAGGAAAACUAGAUGAUGAGUUCUCCAAACAGGAACGGCCACUGCACACACCCUCGGGCCCUGGCCCGGGCCCAGGCUCUGGACGAUGGCUCCUUGGAUCUAAGUCCACGUUUCCUUGCAAUGCUACUGCAGGCCCUGGGCCUGCAAAGCACGUGCACAGACCUUUCCUCAACUUCCCACAGUGACAGCGGCACACAGGGACGUAUUAAUAAGACGCCAGGCUUGGGCCGAGGGAAGGGAACAAGGGCACACGCCCUCUUUCCCCGAAGGCUGCCGCCAUCUUUGUAUCUCCCACCCCCGGAAUCCAGAAACUCUCCCGCAGGCUCGGGGACAGAAUAACCCCCUCUCCCUCACCCCACCGAGGGCCACUUUUCUGUGACGUAAAGUCACUCGACAUAAAGACAACCUUUUAACCACGAUGCAAAGCCACAUCCUACUUGCCGUCCGGGGUCCUUCCAGAAGAGCGUCUUGGCCUUGUGGACCCAAAUCCCAGUGCUACGGUCUGAAUGUUUGCAUCCCACCAAAAUUCGUAUGGGAAAUUCUAAACCCCCCAUGUGAUGGUGUCAGGGGGUGUGGCCUCUGGGAGGUCAUAGGGGCCUGAGGGUGGAGCCCCAUGAAUGGGAUCACUGUCCUUAUAAUAGAGGCCCCAGGCAGCCCCUGGCCCCUGUGCCACAUGAGUACCCAGCAAGAAGUCUCUGACCCAACGCGGAAGAGGCCCCUCCCCUGGCCCUGCCCACACCUGGUCUUGACUUCCAGCCUCCAGAGCUGUGAGCAGUGCCCUUUUGCUUGUGUGUCACCAGGUCUGUGGCAUCAAUAUUUUGUUACAGCAGCCCGCAUGUACGUACGUACUAAGACCCCCGUGAAGGUGUUUCUCCUAAAACAAAGGAAAAGUUUACGCUUCAAGGAGAAUUCAGUCGUUCACCUUCGGGAGAAUCUGGAAAGAAAACAGAGCAGCAGUAAAAGCUAUUCUUCGAGCCGACGUGGCCCAGCUCCAGCUCAUCGUGUGGGGUCCUGGCUCUUUUCUGAGACCCAAACGUAGACAAGCCCGCCCACCCCAGCUCCUGGAGAGGGCAGUGAAGCCUCAUGUCAAACCCAGAGCUAACUCGGAAUCUCCUGGGGUCGCUCCUGAGAGCAAAGACUCGCCAGCACCUUCCUCUCCGUUGGACGGUCGUACAAGCUUUGGCUGAAACAUUUCACUCAACAAUCAAAGCAACCUGGGGGACCACACGGAGACCUGUCACUGCAGCAUGAGCUACUGACACAGCCAAACCCGCACCAACUGGACGUUGCCCGCCCUGCCCGCCCCCAGACGGCACUGGUCAACAAAUCUUUAUUUCGCCGGAAUUCUAAAGACAGAAGGAGAGAGUUUUGAGAGAGAGAGUACAUCCCACGAGGUCAAUCCAUUAAAAGUCAAGGAAGAAAAAAAUAAAACACAGUAUUCAGACCCUAGAACAUGCCGGAAAAAUGGGCGAAGGACAAGGUGCGUCAUUUCCAAGGACCAGUCUACAUCCGAAAGGAGUUUAGCAGCGUUUGUUAUCCAAAACUGAAAAUAAGCAGAAUUUUAACAGUAAGUCAGAGGUUAAAAUCGACUUUCUGAGGUUGGUGAGCGUGAGUUCACAAACUUUCUCAAGGCUAAUUUAACAGGUUUCAAAAGGCUCAGAUGUGUGCAUUUGGUUUCAUAUACACACACACAAAAAAAUUCUGCUUCUGGGGCUUCCCUGGUGGCGCAGUGGUUGGGAGUCCGCCUGCCGAUG